AUGCAAAUCAAAUAUUUGCUUCUAAUAGCUAUUCUGCUUACAAUAACUAAGUAAGUGACUGUUACAAAAACAGAUGAAUGCGAUGAAUGCACAUAAUUUAAAUCCUCUUCAGAUUGUAAAUCAUCCAAACUUGGAUGUACUUGGACUGAGAAAACAGUCACAACUCCAGGAUCUUGUGGCAAAACUACAGCACCUCCUCCAGUUACUUAUACACCAUAUUGUUCAACAAUAGAGACAGCUAAUUGUGCUAAAACUUUUGGAUGUGCCUUAAUUGAAGGAAAAUGCACACAUUUCACAGGAUGUUCAGCUUAUGUCAAAACUACACAUUCAGACUGCUAAAACAUAUCCAACCUAUGUAUAACAAACGGAACAACAUGCACAAAUGCACUUGAAUGUAUUGGAUAUACUAAAGAAUAAUGUGAAACCACACCUAGUUUAAAGAGUCCAUACAAGUGUAAAUUAGAAGGAGAAACAUGUAGAGAAUAUAAUUGUACUGAGGCUGAUUCCUCACUUGCAACUCAUGGAGCAUGUGAUACAUGGAAAGCUGGUUGUAAAACAACAGGUGCUGGAUGUAUUGAUUCAAUUCCAUCAUGUAAUAAUUACUAAGGAACUUCUGAAACAUGUCCAAAAAUGAGAGGUUCAGAUGGAAAUUGUGAAUUUAAUCCUGAAGGUAAUAAUUGUAGACCUCGUGUAUGCACAGGUGCAGAUACAUCCCUUAACAGUGAUGAGGAUUGUGGUAAAUAUUAGGAUAAAUGUUUAACAACAGGAAAGGGAUGUAUUGCAAUAAAACCAAGUUGUUCAAAUUAUACUGGAAAUGCUAUAACUUGUAUAGGAUAUAUUGGUACAGAUGGUGAUUGUGCUGGAGAUGCUACAGGUACUAAAUGUAGAGCUAGAUUAUGCAGUGAAAAAACAGCUACAACUGAUGAUGAUUGUGGUAAAUGGAAAACUGGAUGUUAAACAAAUGGAAGAUAAUGUGUUGAUUCAUUAGGUAAUUGUAAUACAUAUGAGGGAACAAUUACUACUUGUGCUUAAAUAAAAGGAUUAGAUGGUAAUUGUAAAGGAACUUCAACAACAACAGCUAAAUGUGUAUUAAAAGAUUGUGUAACUGAUAGUAAUGAAACUUUUAAAACAAAAGAUUAAUGUCUAGCUGUUUAAUUAUUUUGUAAGACAACUGGAAAAGGAUGUGUGGCCACAUUAUCUAAUUGCUCAUCAUAUUCUUUUACUGAUGAUGGAACUUCUUGUAAUUCAUUGUAUGGAUUAAAUGGUAGAUGUAAAGCUGGAACUGGUGGAAAAUGUGCAGAUAGAGUUUGUACUGAAGCUCCAACAUCAUAUACUUCAUAACCAUAAUGUGAAGAAUACAAAAGUGGAUGUGUACCAACUGGAGCUGGAUGUGUAUCACCAACACUUUGUUAAGAUACUGUGAAAUAAGUUACUUGUGAAGGAACAGAUAAUUGUGGAUGGAAUUCAAUCUGUGUUUCUAAAACCAGUUGUGGAUUAUUAACAUAGUCUAAAUCUGUUUGUGAAAGUGUUAAAAUAAAUGAGAGAUCAUGUAAAUGGGAAUCAAAUACAUGUAGACCUGCCAAAUGUGAUGAUUUCACUGCAACUGAUGAUAAUACUUGUAAUACAUUACUUCCAGGUUGUGUUACUAAUGGUACUAAAUGUGUUGAUGGUUCUAAUUGUGCUGCAUAAUUUAAGGGAACAUAAUCAACAUGCUAAGGCUAUAAAGCCAAAUGUACAAAUGAUACUAAUGCAACUGAAACAACAGCUUGUAAACCAAAAACUUGUGAUGAUUCAUAUCUCGAAUAUAUUAGUGAUACUGAUUGUAGUAAUUAUUUAGCAGGUUGUGUAACAAAAGGUAAAGGUUGUAUUAUUGAUACUGCAUAAUGUUCAAGUUAUACAGGUACUCCAGAACAAUGCGAUAAAUUUAAAGGAAAUAAGACUAUUAGAUGUUGGAAUACAAGUGCUACAUCUGGUUCUUGUACUAAUAAAUAAUGUAAUUAAGCAACAGGUAUGGCAGAUAAUAACACCUGUGAAGACUUUUUGACAGGGUGUUUAUAUGAUGGAAAUGGUAGUUGUGUUGAUAAAAGUGCCUAAUGUACUGCUUAUACAGGUGAUGCAACAACUUGCCCAGGAUUUACUGGAGGAAAUGGAAGUAAACCAUGUUAUAAAGGGGCAAGUGGAAAAUGUAGAGAUAAAUCAUGUUAUGAUGAUACAACCAGUGAUAGUGAUGGAGCUUGUGAUACAUUUUUACCAGGCUGUGUUACAAAAGGAACAGGAUGUAUUCCUAAGACAUCAUUAUGCUCUGCAUAUUAAGGAACAACUGAUAAAUGUUUAACAUUUACUGGAAAUUCAGCAGCUGAUAAAUGCACUAGAUUAGAACCUUGUAUAUCAAAGAGUAAUACAUGCAAUUUAAAAACUGAAGUAACCUCAAACACUGAUUGUUUAACAUAUCAUGCUGAUUGCAGAUUUAAACUUGGAGAUAAUGCUUGCAGAGAAAGUGUAGGUACUUGUGCAGAAUAUACAUUUACUAGCACUGAUGAUACCGAGAGGUAGAAUUAUUGUAAUACAAUCACUACAAAAACAGGCAGUUUAUGUAGUUAUAAUCCAACUGUUACAGGUAAGUGCUCAGCUAGAGCAUGCAAUCUAUGGGUGAGUGCAUUAGCUAAUAUUACAUGCGAAAAUUAUAAUGGAACAUCUUCAUGUAAAUCAAAUGGAGCAAGUUAUUGUUAUGCUCCUUAAAAUUCUUGUGAAUUAUACACAAUCCCAAAUAGUAUAACAGAAGCUGCAGCUAAACUCACAUGGUGUAAUGGAAUGUUCACUGAUGCGGUUACUCCAACUAAAUGUUCAUAUGAUUCAGCUACAAGCACAACAUGUUCUGAUAUAGAUACUUGUGAAGAGAUCAUUUCCCCUACUAGUGCUGCAGAUUGUAAUAAAAAAUUAGAUGAUGGAGAAUGCUAAUUUACAAAUAAUAAAUGUAUUACUACCAAAGCAGCAUGUACUGGUUAUUCAUUAACUGGAAUCACUACAGGUUAAGCUGCUUAUUGCUCAGCCUUGAAGUCUGAUGAUAGCACAACUGUUAAAUAAUGUGCAUAUAAUUCUGCAACAACAACAACAUGCGUUGAAGCAACUGCUACUACUAUUCUUUCAAUUCCAACUAAUCCUACUUAUACCGAUCCAUCUGCUAUCACUUUUGCAGCUUGUAAUACUAUUACAUCACCAACAUCAUAAGCAGAUUGCAAUGUUGGAACAGGAAGUUGUAAAUACUAUAAAAGUGCUUGUUAUGCAAGAGUUGCAUGUGCAAGUUAUACAAUUCCUGGUUCAAUAACAGCUGCCGAUGACAAAUAAUACUUUUGUUAGAAUAUGUUUGAAGAUACAGCUGAUACUUACUGUUCUUAUGAUUCAACAGCUAACAGUAAUAAUGGAGGUUGCGUUGCUGGUAAAACUGCUUGUACUGAAUACACUUUAACUGGUACCGAUAAUACUGCAAAAGCGCUUGCUUGUUCUAAACUCAGAAUCAAAACAGGAAGUGCUUGUGCCCAUGUUGCAGAUGCAACCACUUGCUCUGCUCCAGCUGAUAAUGCAGCUAAAUGCACUGUUGUAGCAGCUGGCAUUACAACUGAUGCAGAUUGUGAUUUAAGAACUAUAUUAGGAUGCAAGAAACAUGCUACUGCUGAUACUUGUAUAGCUAGAGAUGCAUGUACUGCUGCAGUCUCUGGAACUACAAAUGAUGAAAAAGCAACCAACUGCUAAGCUAAUCCUGGUCCCGAUUCUAUUUAUUGUUCAUAUGAAGCAAGUGGUGUAAAUUGUGUAGUUGCCAAAAGUGCAUGUACAGGUUAUGUAAGUGUCCCAGUAGGUACUGAAUUAACCUAUUGUUAAACAAGAGUUAAUCAAAUAGGAAAAAGAUGUUCAUGGACUAGUGGUUCUACUUGCGCAGAUGCUUAAGCUACAUGUGCUGGUUACUCUAGUCUAUCUGGUACUGGUCUACUAGCAUUAUGUUAAGCUAAAAUUGAUCAAGUUGGAGUUAAAUGCUCAUGGAACAUAGGUGCUACUGCAUGUAUUGCUGCUCCAAAAACAUGUGCUGGAUGGAGUACUCUACCAACAUCAGGACAAUUAGAAUUUUGUUAAGCCAGAAUUAAAUCAGAUGGUAAAAGUUGUUCAUGGACAACUGGUGCUGCAUGUUCUGAUGCUCCUGCUACUUGUGCUGGAUGGAGUACUCUACCAGCAUCAGGACAAUUAGAAUUUUGUUUAACCAAAAUUAAUUAAAAUGGUUAAAGAUGUUCAUGGACAACUAGUGCUUCGGCAUGUUCUGAUGCUCCUGCUGCUUGUAGUGGAUGGAAUAGUGUACCAACAUCAGGAUAGUUAGAAUAUUGUUAAGCAAAGUAUAAAUAAGAUGGUAAAAAAUGUUCAUGGAUAAAUGGUACUUCAUGUAGUGAUGCUCAGACUCUUUGUACAUCAUUGACAAAUCUACCAUCUUCUGAAGAAUUAGCUUAUUGUUAAUAAAGAAUCAAAUAAAAUGGUUUACGAUGUUCAUGGACAACUGGUACUUCUGCAUGUUCUGAUGCUCCAGUUGCUUGUUCUGGAUGGAGUACUCUACCAUAAUCAGGACAAUUAGAAUUUUGUUUAACCAAAAUUAAUUAAAAUGGUUUCAAAUGUGCAUGGAAUACUAGUGGCACUACCUGUAUUGAUCUUCCUGCUGCUUGUACUGGAUGGAAUAGUCUACCAACAUCAGGACAAUUAGAAUUUUGUUUAGCCAGGAGUAAUUUAGCUGGAUAAAAAUGUUCAUGGGUUACUGCUGCUGCUGCAUGUUCAGAUGCUCCUUCUGCUUGUAGUAAUUGGAAUUCUUUACCUUCAUCAGGAUAAUUAGCAUUUUGUUAAGCCAAAUUUAGAUUAGAUGGAGGUAAAUGUUCAUGGACUACCGGAGCAUCUUGCAGGGAUUAUUCAUGUGAAGAUACAUUAUCUCCUUAAUCAUAAGCUGAUUGUGAUGUAAUUGGAACAGGAUGCACAUAUUAACCUCAAAAUUAAAUUUGUUAUAUUAAACAAUCAGCAUGUACUUCAUAUACUCCAACAGGACUUACAGAUGAUGAUAAACUUAACUAUUGCAAUAAUCUAGUAAAUACUAGUAAUGCUGGAUGUACAUUUUUAAAAAAAGGAAGUGUGACAACAUGCUCAGUACUAGCUGCAUGCACAGGUUAUAAUGUAUCUAGUAUAACUGAUGCUGGUGAUAAAUUAUCAGCUUGUUAAGGUGUAGAAUCUACUGAUGAUAAAUGUACAUACUUUUCAGGAAAUACUUGUGUUGCUGUAGGUGCUUGCACUUCAUAUACUGGAGCAUCUUCAGCAGAUAAUAUAGUAGCUGAUUGUGCUAAAUAAAAGGAUGCUGCUGGAUUUUUAUGUUUUGGUACUGGUACUGCUUGUGUGGCAGCAACAUGCAAUGAUGUUACAGGAGCAACUAGUAUAGAUGAUUGUAAAAAAUACGCCAAUAAUUGUGUGUACUCUACUCAAAAAUGUUACACAUAAUCAGCAACUUGUAAUUAUUCAACAGGAGGUACUAAUGCAAUAUCAUUGUGUAAUAGUCUAAAAGAUACUAAUGGCAACUUUUGUACAGCUGAUGCUGACAGUGAUGCAACUUGCAAACAAAGAACAUGUAAUGAUACUGCAACAAAAAUGUUCUAAACUCAUGAAGAAUGUAAGGCUUAUCUUCCUACAUGUAAAUCAAAUGGUAAUGGUUGUAUACUUGAAACAACAACUUGUGCAUAAUAAAGUGGAUAUCUUAAUUAUUGUGAUUGGGUAUUAGAUACUAACAACAAAUCUACUUGUGCCAAAGGAACUUCUGCUACAACUGACGCAUCCUGUACAAAUUUAUCUUGUGAUUUGAAUGUUACUGCAACUAAUGAUUCAGAAUGCUAAUCAUUCCAUCCUGAUUGUUUAAAUAAUGGUUUAGGUUGUAUUCAUAAAAAUGAGGCAUGUUCCUCUUAUUAUGGUACAAAAGAACAAUGUUAAUAAUUUAUAGGAAAUGGGAAGAAAUGCUUCGGAGAUUCUACUAGUGGUAAAAAAGCUUGCAGAGAAAGAAAAUGUACAGAUAUGACUACAGCUACUGGUAACAGCGACUGUGAAAAUUUCUUACCAGGAUGUCUAUACAAUGGAGCAGGAUGCGUGCCUAAAAGUGAUCCUUGCAGUGCUUAUAAGGGAACUUAAACAAUUUGUUCAGGAUUUAAGGGAAGUAAUGGAACCAAAUAUUGUUGGGGAGCCAGUGAUACAGCUUCAGGAAAUUGUGCAGAUAGAAAAUGCUCAGAUAAAUAAGGUACAACAGAUGCUGAAUGUUAAACUUUCUUACCCCCUAUUUCUACUUCUUCUUAAUAAUUAUGUAUUACUGAUGGUACAAAAUGUACAGAUAUUGGAAAAUAAUGUUCGUUCUUUAAAGGAACUGAUGAAACAUGCUAAAAAUUCACAGCUACUGAUGGCCCAUGCAAAGCAAGUGCUGUUUCAGCAACUCCUGUUGCUUGUACUCCUAAAGUUUGUUAUGAAGCUCCUAACACAUUUACAACAGAUAAAUAAUGUUAAGAUUAUCAUCCUUCUUGUAAAACAACAGGAAGAGGUUGUAAAAGUAAUGUUGGAUGUGGAGAUUACACUUCUUUAACUUCAUGUACAACUAAUACAUCAUGUUAAUGGGCUGGAUAAUGCAGAUCUGAACCAGCUACAUGCAGUUCAUUAACUUCUUUAGGUCAAACUAUUUGUGUGAAUACUCCAUUAACAAAUGGAAAGAAAUGUGCCUGGUUUAAUGGUGCAACUUCUCAGACCAGUGUUUGCAGAGAUUUCACAUGCGCAGAUUAUGAUGGAUCUAUUACAACUCAUAAAGAUUGUUAAGAUAAAGAUUUAACAUGUACUACUAGUGGAGCUGGUUGUGUUACUUUAGGAACAUGUUCGUCAUAUAAAUCUCAAACUGUUUGCGAAGCUGCUAAUACAACUGAAGAUUCAUUAAGAUGUUUUUGGAAUUCUGCAACAGCUGCUUGUAGAUAAAGAUAAUGUGCUGAUGGAGUAUUUACCACUGAUGAUGCAUGUAAAACUUGGCUUACUGGAUGUAAAACUUCAGGAAUAACUUGUAUUGGACCAACUUUCGGAUGUGGAGCAUUUGAUGGAAACCCUAAGCUCUGCUAAUAGAAUAGUGCUGGAAAUCCAUGUUAUUAUGUUGAUGGAACAUGCUAUGAUUAUGACAAUUGUACAGAUAUUACUUCUUAAACAUUUUCAGUUUGCUAAAAAUUCUCCAAAUAAUGUGUUCCAACAAAUUCAACCUGCAGAGCUAUUACACUAUGUGAUAAGUACGAGGAUGUGUUUUCAUGUACAAUUGGUAUUAAUGAUACUAAAUGUGGAUGGUUACCAGAAGGUAAAUGCAAAGAUUACACAGCAUGCAGUGAUGCUAAUGGUGCCAACUUAUCAGCAUGUGCUAGUUGGGGUUCCACUUGUGUUUCAGAUGGAAUCAAAUGUGUUGAUAAAGGAACUUGUUCUUCAUAUCUAACCCCUUCAGCUUGUGAUAAUGAUGGUACUGAUGGAAAAUGCUAAUGGACUGGAACAUCCUGUAGAUUGAGAGAAUGUACAGAUAAUGCUGCUACUACUGAUUCUGAAUGUUUAGCUUAUGUUGUUAAAAGUGGACUCUGCACAACUGAUGGAGCCAAGUGUGUUCCUAGAUCCACAUGUGGUUCUUAUCAAAGUGAAACAGCUUGUACAACUGGAUAAGAUGGAGUUCCAUGUAUAUUUGAUUUACCAGUUGGAGCAACAACAGGAACUAAAUCAUGCAGACCAAAGGAAUGUACAGAUAUCAAAGGAGUAACUAACGAUGCUUGUAUUGGAUAGAUUCCAAACAAAGCUUGUGUUUCUAAUGGAAUCAAUUGUGUAAAAUAAGACACAUGUGCCAAUUAUAAGAAUAAACUAUCAUGUAAAGCAGGAGGAUCUGAUGGCAAAUGUGCAUUUACUCCAGCACCAACUGUUGCUGAUCCAAAUAAUGGAACAUGCUAAUCAUUCAAAUCCUGUGAAACUGGAAAUAAUGAUAAGGAUGCUUGUGAUAGUAAAUCAAAGGCAUGUAAAUGGUCAUCAACUACAAGUGGAACUACCACUACAACUAAAUGUUAACCUAUGGAUUGUGCUGGAGUUGCCUCAGGUACUACUUGCAAUCCAUUCCAAAGUUUCGAUGGUGCAUCAAGUACCAUUUGUGUAUUAGUCAAUAAUUAAUGUACAGUUGGUGAUCCAUCCACUCUUACAGUAGAUUAAUGCUAUAAAACAUAAACACUUUACUCAUAUACUUGGAAUGAAUCAACAAAUAAAUGUGUUUCAUGCAAAGCUUCCACUAACAAUAACAAUAAUACAACCAAUCCAAACACAACCGACCCAGAUACUAAUACUGAUGAUAAUGGAUACAUAUUGGGUGUAACAAUUCCAUUGGCUAUUUUGGGAAUCUUUGUUUGA
Paramecium pentaurelia is the source of this 8454-nucleotide messenger RNA. NCBI's taxonomy places the organism in Eukaryota, Ciliophora, Oligohymenophorea, Peniculida, Parameciidae. The record is from the annotation of a GenBank genome assembly.